Molecule: messenger RNA, 1072 nt
Organism: Rubroshorea leprosula
Lineage: Eukaryota; Viridiplantae; Streptophyta; Magnoliopsida; Malvales; Dipterocarpaceae
Source: the annotation of a GenBank genome assembly
GUGUGUGAAGAUCGUCGCCAUCAAAUUAAAGAAGCAUGCAUCCAUUUGGUGGGAGAAUCUCAAACUCAGUCGAGAAAGAGAAGGCCGCAACAAAAUUAGAACUUGGGAGAAAAUGCGUUGGGAACUCACUCGUAAGUUUUUACUUGACCGUUACUACCAAGAUAAUUUUGUUAAAUUUCAUAACUUGCAGCAAAAAUCUUUGACUGUGGAAGAAUAUACUAUGGAGUUCGAACAAUUAAUGAUGAAGUGUGAUGUUUGGGAGAAGGACAAGCAAACCAUAGCUCGUUAUCUUGGAGGGUUGGACUAUGACAUUUCCAAAGUUGUUCAACUUCAACAAUAUUGGACUUUGGAUGAUGUCAUUCGGCUAGCAUUGAGGGUUGAAAAGCAAAUCUCAAAGAAGAAUAUCACUAGUGCUUCAAAACCGCGGGAUUUUGGAGCUAGCAGAGGGACUCAAGCCUCAAAAACUGCUGCUAAGACCCCUGCCAAGACUAAGAAGGAAGUCAGCUCGAGCCGGCCAGCUCAAUCUAACACUCGAAAGUGUUUCAAGUGUCAAGGAUUUGGCCACAUAGCCUCCAACUGUCCAAAUAGGAGAGUUGUCACCAUUAUCGAAGGAGAAAUUCAUGAAGCCUCAGAAGAUGAAACAGAAAAGGAGCAAAAUGAUGAAACUGAGUCACCCCAGCUUGAGGAAGAACUCAUCCCAGCUGACCAUGGAGAAUCUUUGGUUGUGUGUUGUAGUCUACAUGCUACCAUAACCAAGGAUGAAGAUUGGCUUCGACAUAACAUCUUUCACACCAGAUGCACUUCUUGAGGGAAAGUCUGCAAUGUCAUCAUUAACAGUGGAAGUUGUGAGAAUGUUGUGUCAAAUUAUAUGGUUGAGAAGCUAGGUCUUCUUGUCAAAGAUCAUCUCCAUCCAUACAAGUUACAAUGGCUACGAAAGGGAAACGAGGUAAAAGUAACCAAGCGUUGCCUUGUCUCUUUUUCUAUUGGUAACAAGUACCAAGAUGAAGUAUGGUGUGAUGUUAUUCCUAUGGAUGCUUGUCACUUGUUACUUGGUCGCCCUUGGCAAUUUGAC